UUUUCGCAGGCCUAAAUUAGGGGAGGAGCGGGCUUGGGCUCUCGGUUCGCCCGCCGGUUGUUGGGCCGGUGUUCUGUCAGUCAGGCCCUGCCGGCCAGCGGACCAAGGCGUAGGUGGGACCGAGCGGACCUGAACUGGAGUGACUCGGGCCAGAAAACCGCCUCUGGAAGGCAGAGGUGGGCGCUCGGGACAGUGCAUAAAAUGGAGGUGUGAAGAAUUGCGGAAAAUGAAACGAGGACACACGGGACCGAAAGAGCCUUGAAGAGCCCCGCUCGCGGAGCCAUUGGGCGGGCUGCGCGUAGUCACCGCCCGCACGGGCCCCUGCCUGUGUGCCUACGAUCUUAACCACACCGUCUGAAGCAGACGGGCCGGCCAGCUGUCUCCAGCAGGCCCCGGGGCCAGGCCGCAGGGUCUCCCGCAGCCCCCCACCCAGCUCUGGAAGCACCUUGCACACCCCAGCUCCUCUGGUUUCUCCCGUGAACUCCGCCAAGGCAGGGGCCGGCAGGUCCGGUCGGCCCGCCUCCCUAGCGUCUCCCACGCAGCGAGCUUUCUGCAGUUGCCCACUGGCUGUACUUGGGCAUCGGCUGGGUGCGGGCGAGAGCUUCAUCUGCUGGGACACAGAAGGGAUCGCGGACCGUGAGCCUCGCCUGUUCCAGACUUGGCCUGUAUCGGUUAGCCCAACCUAGCCCGUGCCUUUCAGCCGUUCCACCUUAAGCAGCGGACCUCGAGUCCCCGCCCAUCGUCGCCGGGUCCCAGCACCCACCGCGCGCCGAUUCGGGGCUUCAAGAUCAGGGCGGGGCUGGCGCACUAACCAGCUAGGUUUUGGCCGGCUAGACUUCGCCGCCCCAGGUCUCGGGGCUAUGGAGCCCCGGGCGGUGGCCGAUGCAGUGGAGACUGGGGAGGAAGACGUGAUUACGGCGGCUUUGAGAACGUACAACCAGGAGCACUCGGAGAGCUUCACCUUUGAGGAUGCCCAGCAGGAAGAUAGGAAGAGACUCGCAAAGCUGCUGGUGUCUGUCCUGGAGCAGGGCUUGCCACUUUCACACCGUGUCACCUGGCUGCAGACUGUCCGAAUCCUGUCCCGGGACCGUAGCUGCCUGGCUCCAUUCACCAGUCGCCAGAGCCUGCACGCACUAGCUUCCUAUGCUGACAUAUCUGCCUGUGAGGGGUCUCUCUCAGAGGCCCCUGACAUGGACGUUGUGCUCGAGUCCCUCAAGUGCUUGUGCAACCUUGUGCUCAGCAGCCCUGUGGCACAGGCACUUGCUGCCGAGGCCCACCUUGUGGUGAAGCUUACAGAGCGUGUGGGGCUGUACCGCAAGAGGAGCUUCCCCCACGAGGUGCAGUUCUUUGACCUACGGCUCCUUUUCCUGCUAACAGCGCUGCGCACUGAUGUGCGCCAGCAGUUGUUUCAGGAGCUGCAUGGCGUGCACUUGUUGACUCAUACACUAGAGCUAACGCUGGGAGUGACCCCUGAAGAGAGCCCCCCUGAAGUCCUUCCUCCCCAAGAGACUGAGCGGGCCAUGGAGAUCCUCAAAGUGCUCUUCAACAUCACCUUCGACUCCAUCAAGAGGGAGGUAGAGGAGGAAGAUGCUGCCCUUUAUCAAUACUUGGGGACCCUUUUGAGGCAGUGUGUGAUGAUUGCUGCUGCUGGAGACCGCACAGAGGAGUUCCAUGGGCACACGGUGAAUCUCCUAGGGAACUUGCCCCUGAAGUGUUUGGAUGUCCUCCUCACCCUGGAUCUACAUGAAGGCUCUUUGGAGUUCAUGGGAGUGAACAUGGAUGUGAUCAGUGUCCUCCUUGCCUUCCUAGAGAAGCGCCUACAUCAGACCCACAGGCUGAAGGAGAGUGUGGCUCCCGUGCUAACCGUGCUGACUGAAUGUGCCCGCAUGCACCGUCCAGCCAGGAAGUUCCUGAAGGCCCAGGUGCUGCCGCCCCUACGGGAUGUAAGAACUCGGCCCGAGGUGGGGGAGCUACUUCGGAACAAGCUGGUCCGCCUCAUGACACACCUGGACACAGAUGUGAAGAGGGUAGCAGCUGAGUUCCUCUUCGUCCUGUGCUCUGAAAGUGUGCCCCGGUUCAUCAAGUACACAGGUUACGGGAAUGCUGCUGGCCUUCUGGCUGCCAGAGGCCUCAUGGCAGGAGGCCGGACCGAGGGGCAGUACUCAGAGGAUGAAGACACAGACACAGAUGAGUACAAGGAAGCUAAGGCCAGCAUCAACCCAGUGACUGGCAGGGUGGAGGAGAAGCCGCCCAACCCUAUGGAGGGCAUGACAGAGGAGCAGAAGGAACAUGAGGCCAUGAAGCUGGUGAACAUGUUUGACAAGCUCUCCAGGCACCGAGUCCUCCAGCCCAUGGGGAUGAGUCCCCAGGGACACUUCACAUCCCUGCAAGAUGCCAUGUGUGAGACCGUGGAGGAGCAGCUUUCCUCAGACCCAGAUUCGGACCCUGACUGAGGAUGGUGGUUCCUCUGCUCCACCUUCAGAACUGGUGCUGCUUCAAGAAAUAUCCUUAGGGCUGCAGCCUUGGGAAGUCCAGCCCCUCUUCAGCUGGAGUCCCUUCCUCUUCACACCCCAAGUUGUGUUCAUGAUUUGCCUCUAGUCCUAUUUCUUAUCUUGAGGACUGCAAUGGUCUUGUCCUGCUGUAGCUCUGGAAACUUGGCCCUGGUUUCUACAGGUGAGGCCAACCUGAGCAGGCAAUGUGUGGUGUGAGCCCAUCUGGUGCUGGCAUGCUCCAUUUCACAGGGGAAAGGAUGUGCUAGAACUUUGCCAGUCCACACACUGGCUGCCAAGGUAGGCGCCUUAUUAAGUGUCCACCAAAUGAGGUCAGUCAUCCUUCUGCAUUCCCCUUGGUCCUGCCUCAGCCACCCACCACAGUAUCCACAUACCCAUGUUCUCAUUGGCUGUGAUACCUGAAUGUUAAUCCUACCCACAGUCUGUGGUUCAGACUAACUACUUAUGUGAAGGAAAAUCGCCCUCAUGAGACCGUAAGAUGAAAUCUUGAGAUUUCCAAGAGUCAGGGAAACAUCCUAGAAUAAAGAAGAGUUUUGUGCAAGACUGAAUGUACGUGUAAAACAGUUAAGUAAAGUGACAUUGAAUAGAAA
This is a messenger RNA of Heterocephalus glaber (naked mole-rat), 3100 nucleotides long. It is a transcript of the gene Ric8a, whose product is annotated as RIC8 guanine nucleotide exchange factor A. Gene Ontology annotation, biological process: G protein-coupled receptor signaling pathway. Gene Ontology annotation, molecular function: guanyl-nucleotide exchange factor activity; G-protein alpha-subunit binding. The record is from RefSeq and is a predicted model, not a curated record. Gene Ontology annotation, cellular component: cytoplasm; plasma membrane. NCBI's taxonomy places the organism in Eukaryota, Metazoa, Chordata, Mammalia, Rodentia, Bathyergidae.